AUGCCGAAUAAUCGCGAAUUUAUCGAACUACCAGUUAAUAUUCAAGAACACGCGACGAAUUUAAAAGUGCAAAAUGCGCGAACAAGGGACAAUCAUCAAUCGUUCGUCGCUGAUUGUUCAAGUAAUGAUCAGUGUUUGAGAUCAGAUGUUGUUUUAAUCGCAAUGGAUCAAAAUGAUUCAACGCCAGCAAGUUUCGAAGCAGCAACAAACAAAUCCAUUAAUAACAAUAAUCGUAAUAAUGCUGAGAAUAAUAAUACAAAUAAUAGUAAUGGUAAUGAUAACAGUAAUAAGAAUCGCCAUCGACGUCUCAAACCUUCUGCAUAUCGUACCUUCGUAAGAUUACUUCGCAAGCAGUUCCUUUCAUUAGCAACAUCUACGCCUGAUCAGCAUGAUCACAGUCAUGAUCAUAACCUUAAUACAAGUACUACUAUAAACAGUUGCGUAGCAUCUCCAUCUUCACAGAUUACUACUUCGAAUGGUUUUUGCUCAUCGCAGCACCUCCGUCGUCAUCACCAGUCAACAACAGUAGCUUCCGAAGUGAUAGAGCCGAACGACUCGACGAAUAGUUGCCAGAAAAGCUGCAAAGAGACGUUGUUCCCGAAAAAUAUCUGUCACCAAGACACUCAUCUCAAAAUCGGUGGCUCGACUGACUGUCAGUCAUCGUUAUUGGUGGUGUCAUCUGAAAUUGCGAUGGCUACUAAAUCAAAUAAUCGUUCAUGUGUCCCCAUGGCGAGUGAGCACUGCAGUUCAGGGCAAGGCUGCAGUGAAAAGCGAUCACCGUUUGCGGUAGGAGUAAGCUCGUAUUGUCGAUCACUGGCAUUAUCCUCAUCAUCUCAACAAAAAUGUGAUAUUGCCUGUGAACGACAGUACGACAGUAAUAAAGAUGAGGCAAACAACUCAGUUCAACAACGAUUCAAUAAGGAAAAAGAUCAUCAACUGCAAACCAUAACUGCCACUUCAAAUGACAAGUUCGAUGAAGCUACCACCUCCUCAUCUCGGUCAUCCUCGACAUUAUCUCAGGCUGAAAGAGCAUCACGUGAACAGCAACAAGCUGCAUGCACUUCUGCUGAGCUUCAGUCAACAAGUGCAUCAAUCAGUGAUCGUCGAGUUCAUGUUACUGUGAAAGCUGCUGCAAAACUUGUUCAACAACUGUUGCCUGCGGCUGUCUAUGAUGAUCCAUUUUGUGCAGUUACCGUCGAUGGUCUUCUACAUAUCUCUGAAUAUUAUUUAAUGUCAAAUAACCGAUCGAAACGACGAUUGAGUAAUUAUGAUCGUUCCAGUUCGAAAUCAAUUCACCUGUUCGACAUUUUGACCGUCUUUUAUGCGAAUUGGUCAUCGUUAACAUCGCAAAAUACUGAAAGUUCUACAUCUCUUCUUUAUCGAGCAUGGGGAUUAACGCCGAUCAAUUCAGUUUGGUGGGCCGCGGAUAGCACCCGGACAGCUGGAAAUAGAAGGGCGGAUGUAUCAAAGAUGUCAUCAAGUUUAGUGGUGCUCCGAUGUGUUAAAAGACACCCGUUGCAACACGGUUUUACUGUGGUCAAUUUAAACGCAUUUAUAAACGCUUUAAGAGCGUGUGGUUUACCUGAAUCGUGCUCAUUUGUCGCACAUUUACCGAGCGCUGCAUCCAACGAUCAAUUCAAUGACGAGCAAGUGCUCAAAUAUAUGGAUGAUGUGGUGGUGGAUGUCGAUAAAACGCAACAACUGGGUCAGAACAGCACUGACGAAAUUCGAAAGUUGCAUGAAUUUCAUGCCCCAGCUUAG
Anisakis simplex (herring worm) is the source of this 1761-nucleotide messenger RNA. Lineage: Eukaryota; Metazoa; Nematoda; Chromadorea; Rhabditida; Anisakidae. The record is from the annotation of a GenBank genome assembly.